UUACAUCUCUCUAUCAAUGAACUCGAAAACUCCCGCUUCCAUUCGUCUUCCUCAAUACCCAUUAAAUCGCUCUUUCUCUCCUUCUUUGUCACUCCUCCCCACCUCUCUCUCUCUCUCUCUCUCUCUCUCUUCCCCUGUGCCCUUCUGCAGGUUCUCUACCACAAUGGGCAAGGUCUCCGGAAAAACCAAGAGGCCAGAGAAGUUGGGCAAAGGGCUGGUGACCCCCAUCCAGGUGGCCUUCAUUGUCGACAGGUACCUCAUCGACAAUAACUAUACUCAGACCUUCUCCGUCUUUAGGUCCGAGGCUUCCGCCCUUCUCUCCAAAUCUAAGAUGAAGGAGGCGCCAAAGAGUUUGUUGAGUUUGGAGGACAUAUUGAACGAGUAUAUAUCGUUGAAGGAGCAGAGAGUGUUCCUGGAUCAAGAGAAAACCAGGGUGGAGAAGUUGUUGCAGGGGAUGCAGGAGGUGAUGAAAGCCUACCAAUCGUCAGAUCAUGCCGCCAUUUCUACUCGGCCGGAACCUGUGCCUUCAACGACCACAGCCAAUUCUGUGAACACAAAUCCAGUGCCUACGCUGCGGAAUGUGGCAUCACACAGUAGUACUACUUCUAUGGUUCCUACCAUUUCUUCUCAAAACAAUAAGAGGAAGGUGUCUGGAUCUGUUCCUCAACCAUACUCGUCGGCCAAGAAAUCUUUCCCCCAGGUCCCUGCAUAUAUUCCUAACAGAACAGCUAAUAGACCACAGCCACAAGAAGUCGGCCAUGUCACUGGUACAGGUCAAACCUUUACAGGGUAUUCUAAGACACAGACAAUUUCCCAUGAUCAGAUUCUUCCCAGCUCAUUACUUCAAGGGCAACCUGUUUCAAACAGUGAACUUCAUCAGUCUUAUACUCCAGAAGGAGAAUCCUCCUCCCCCAAAACUCCACAGCAGCACUCCUUGCAAACUGAUGCAUAUUGCUCUCCAAUGGAGACAGCAUCCCCCAACCAAUCAACUGUCCUAUCACCUGAAGUAACUACGGCUAAUGACUAUGUUCGUCAAUCUGGUGCAAAUGAAAAUACAUCUUCCGGUUGUGGCAUGUACGAAGACUGCCAGCAAUUUUGUUCGCCUUCAAAAUUUGGUACAAAAAGGUCGGGCAAAAUGGGACACAUAAAGGGCAGAUUGGAUUUUGAUGAUUCCAGCACGGCCGUGAACUCUGAGCGAUCCAUAUCUGAAUCUCCUGGUCCUCUUACGGUGGGUGCAAAAGAGGGAGUUUUUGAUAUAGAUGACCUUCUAAACUUUGGUAUUCUCGACAACGAUGUGUCACUUUCGUAUCUGAUUGAUUUUGAGUUCGAUUCUCAAGUAGCAGCUCUUGCUGAUCAGUCAUCAUUAGAUCCAGCAACCAAACUUAUCUCAAGCCCAUGUGUUGAAAAAGAGAGGAAUUCGAGAAUUGGUGGAGCCUUCUCAAACUUUCCUCGCUCAAAUGCAGUCGUCCUCUCUGAGAGAGACAUGAACAGCGGAACAGUUGAUGAUAGUGCGCAACUUUCUAAGCCACUACCUGCAUGUAUUAAGGCUAAUAGCCCUGGCAAAAAAAGGCAAAGGUUUUCUGUGGAUCAAGAAAAUGUGCUGAUAUUAUGAUCAAUUGCAGCAGUUCGUUUAUUCUUUUUGGCAUGCCUCCAAAGCACAAGUUGGCAUCUUCCACGGUGUCUAGCCUGCCAUUUAAUGAUUCAACAAUCUCUGACGUGCUCAAAAGUGUUGGUGCUAGAUGAUUCUUUAGACUGAACCUCCGUUUUUUUUAAAUUUUUUUUAACUGUUUUUUCUUGCGCAGCUCUCCUCAUGAUAGUUAAGUGUACUAAACAAAGGAUACUGAACAGUGCUUAAUCAGUAACUUAACCGGAACUUACUCAUGUAUCUCGAAUUUCUAGUCUUCUGUUUGUAGAAACGGGUUCGGGUUCAACUGUAAUCAUGUAUUUGAGCUAGAAAUGGAUAAAACUAAAGUGUUUCUCAGUGA
Messenger RNA from Nymphaea colorata (pocket water lily), 1985 nucleotides. RefSeq lists its product as uncharacterized. Gene Ontology annotation, molecular function: protein binding. The coding region runs from base 17 to 1612 and encodes 531 amino acids. NCBI's taxonomy places the organism in Eukaryota, Viridiplantae, Streptophyta, Magnoliopsida, Nymphaeales, Nymphaeaceae. The record is from RefSeq and is a predicted model, not a curated record. The transcript is spliced from 7 exons.